UCAUGGCCACACGCACACUCACAAGGCCGCUCGAUACCCAAGCAGAAAUAUAUAAAACAAGAUUACAUCGAUAUAUUGAGUCUAUUAAAAUAUCGGCAAAACAACAUUUCACACCGCUGUUUGCGGCUAGGCUCAGGCAGGAAGUUGGCGCAGUGGAUGCAAGGUUGUAUUGAAUCUGUCCAGCUGGCAAACCCGCCCACACCUCGUCUCGAUCACUUUGGUACAAAUCCCUACUGCUCUACGGUGAAGGUGACGUGCAUGUAUCGAACACGACUGCACUCCCAGGUAAUCGCCAAUAUCAACUGAUUACACAACUCGAAGGGAAACUUUGAUCGCAUUCUAAGCGAGUUCAAGCAUCAAGGCAGUGAUACGUAACCACGGCUAGCGCAGUUCUUCUCUGAAUCUCUGAACUACUGACCAGCCCACUGCAAACAGGUAGUUACCGUCAACGACCACUAUUAUACAGCUCCCUGUCUGCAACUGCAAGUUCUAAAAGGGAUCGGGUUGUAUAAAGAUUCUGCUGACGUUUACUUUGACACGAGAACCAAGGCAGUGCUAACUCAGACAUCACAUAACUCAAUGGCGAACGUCAAGGAACAGCUUGCUAGCGUACGGGAGGUUGUACCUCACCGCAAGAAGGAAGACAUACUGCUUGUCCUGCAGCACUUUGAUAACGACGUGCCCAAGACAAUCCAAGCUUUCAUGGAAGAUGGAGCUGCAGAAGUACUUAAGGAGUGGAACGUAGCCAACAAACGCAAGACGAUUAACAACAAGAACAAGAAGAAGCGGGGCAAGUCACAGCAGUCAGCAGGCCAGGAAGAUGGCGCACCGUCGGCUAACAGACUACAGGAAGAAUGCAUUUCCAAUAACAACAACAUAGACAAACCUAUUGAAGCUGCAAGAGAUAGCCAAGUCGGAGGAGGGAAACCAAACUGGAGUAGCCAGCAACCGAAGCCUACCAGUUCUGCAACUCUGGAUGUCAAACCAGCACAACACCAAAGUGGCCCCAUGCCUGCAGAUAAUAGCCCCAAACAGCAGCGCCGACCCAAGCCUGGCAGGGCCCAGUUGCAGCCCGGGGGGAACCCGGGCAGCACCACACAAAGCCAACCUCAGGAACCCAGAGAGCACCCAACGCAUGCCCAGACCCAACCCAAGCCCAAACCCCAGCAGGGGAGAAAUCCCAGGGAGUCGUCCCAAACCCAGGACAGGGAUGGGGGUGGCAGUGGCGGCAACAGACAGGCCUCAGGACCAGCACCCGACCGGACUGGCAAUGAUAGGUCGGGCCUGGGGUCAGAUCAGGCUGCAGCCCCUAAACAGGGUCAGAGUUCAGAGGGCAUGAGGAAGAGGGAUAGAAACGUGAGUGAGUCCAGUUCAGUAGCUGAUCCGUCCAAACCCAGAAAGACAGGCAUGUCGUUGGACAAGUCAUCAAAGGACCUGCAGAGGACAGUGGUGUCACUGACACGGCAUAAAAACGUGCUUGACGAAGAGAUUGAGAAGGCAGAGAAGAGACUGAAGAAGGCAUUUGAGGACGCAAGGGCAAGUUUGAAAUCUCGAGAGGAGGAGCUUAUGAGACAGAUUCAAGAGAUCAAGCGGCAAGCAACCUCCCUUCUGGACGAUAGACAGCAUCGGGCUUUUGAGCUGAAGCAAGAAAUAAGCCGAGCUGUAAGCAAGACGGACAGUGAGCUCUUGGAGCUCAGAGCAGACAUCAAGCAUUUCGUCUCUGAGAGAAAAAUUGACGAGGAGAUCGGGCGGUCAUCUCGCUUCACCGGAAACCCUGACAAACUGCAAGAGGCCGUCAAGAACUUUGGGGAAGUCCUGCCCAUAAGAAGCACAUACUCGGAACGUCGUCACUCCCUGACCUCACUGACCAGCAUGGACAGCCUGAGCCGCCCGACCUCUGUCAGCGACGACCACGGCGGACUCCUAAGCCGCUCUGCCUCAGCCCUGGAGAACAAGGUGUCCGCCCCAACCACACCCACCUCCCCAACGACCCCUGACGGUGACGACAUGCACUCGGAGGUGGCUAAGAUGGCCGCCAAGAUGCAGCGAUCCCUGCAGAGCCAGAGAGGUCGUGGUCCUCGAAACCCACGUCCUCAAGGCGAUGGUGUCAGACAGGUCCAGCAAGGUAGCAAUCCCAGACAGGGUCAGUCUGCCAAAGAGGGCAGCAGACAGGACCAACGGGGUAACAGAGGCCGCCACGAUGGGCCCAGCAGGAACAGUCCUCGGGGUGCCGAGGACAAGCCGCACAGCGACACUAUGCUGGAGGGCCGCCGGAACGAUCGACCGCACAACGACCGCACAAGGAAUGACAGGCCACGGAGUGACAGACCGCGCCACGACAGAGGAGAAGGAGGACGGGGCAAAGAUGGGGAGGUGCCUCGCAACAAGGACAGGAACAUCCGCCGGCGGGAGCAAUACAGGCGGCGGCACGACCAAGGGGGCGAGGCUAAGCCAGAGGUGGGGGCGGACAAGGAAACCAAGAAUGAAGUGAGUGCUGUGCCCCAUCCGGACACCAUUCCACUCACGCCAAAUGAGCCGUCCACCCCAAAAGCCUGACAAGAAACCCACAGACACUGUCAAUGGCGUUCUCCCGAUGGCCAACGGUAAACCUCAUGAUGGCAGCCUGGAGGAGCUCAAACUGCACACACCACCAACACAGACAAAGUCGGGAGACCAGGCCAAGAAGGAUGGCCCACUGGUCAAUGGCAGCGUGAGCAGCAGUGCCGAGACCACACCCAUUGAGGCGCUGCCCCAGCGCAAACCUCGCGAGGACCGCAACCGGAAGAGGGUGGAGGAAGUGGUCAAGGAGGUGACUUCCAUGAAUGGCAUGACGAACGGAGAGGUCAUGGUGAACGGAGAGAGCUAGGAAAGAAGGAAGCCAACAAACCAAGGCAUCAUUGGAAUGACAUCAAGAAAUAUCAACAGUAUUGAAUAGGAACUACUGGUCACAGUGGCAUGGGAUGGCCUGCUUAUAUCAAAAAGACACAAAGAGUCACUGCUUUUUUUUCCAAAUUCCAUACCCAACUGCCACUCCAUGUGUUAUGUCUGAAUUGAAAAAACAAACACCGAAAGACCAGACACGAGGAAGAUUCGUCUGAAAAGGGCUUGAAAGUUAUCCCUUAUCGGGAAGCUUUUGUAACUUCAAGUAUUAUGGAAACUAUACAUGUUUGUCAGUUGAUUGACUUACUUGUAUUUGUCUGACAUUUGCAUGCAUUUUUGAUCUGGGUUUGUGGUAUUAUUGGCUUCGUCACUUUAAUAUUUAUCAACCUUGCAUCCUUUGAAUGCUGCAGAUAUCUUUGUUGAUUAAAAAAAAUUACAUAUAUAUUCAUUAUUACCUAUGUAAAACGUAAGAUUAAAUUAAUUUGUGUGUGCUGUCUAUGAUUAUAGCUUAGAUGAACUAAUAUUAGGACCAGUAUGUAUAACUCAAACAUUUUAUUUGGUCAUUAUCAUCCGUUAUUGUUUAUGUUAACAGAGUUAUUUUAUAUUGAUUUCUUGUAGAGGCUGUUCAGUGUAUGCUUUUAUUGAUCGCUGCUGUAGAAAGGAUAAAAAAUAUAUAUAUGCUGUGUGACCAUGGAAAUUUUGGAAGGGUAAAAGUUUUCUCUGUGAAUAGCCGAAAGAUUUAUCAGUGUCAAGAGAAUGUCUGGAAUCGCUGUGCUUGACAAUUUCUGUAAAUUCCUGGAGACAUAUAACUUAUUGAGAAAUGCCUGAAAGAUGACAUCAGUAUUUUUGUGGACGUACACGUAACUCAAAAGGUGUGUUUCUGGUUGCUGGGGCUUGCAUAUUUAAAACAUCCUACUGAAUUCUUAAUGAAUGCCAGGCAAUGGGUGGCAACGGGAAGCACGUCAUUCUUCAGAGAUAUUCUCAUCUGGCACUAUAGUCUCAAGCCUAAUUCUCACUGAAAUGAGUGUGGUUGUACUUUGAUCGUAUUUCAUUUGUUCAUCCAUGUAAAAGUUGCCGCGAGAGCAGCUUUUUUCCAACUUGGGACUUUACUACCUCAUGUAAACGUUCAGAAUUUUUGCAGGUCAACUUUAAAUUGUACUUACACCAUUUGGGUUUUAGGUUGCUUACGGUGGCAACGUUUUCUCCCCAGGUUUUUAAAGCCGAUUAGAAUGAAACAGAAGUCAAAUGAAGCUUCUGAGCCUCAAACGCCAAUCUAACUGUAUUCUGUGCUUCACGUAAAAAAAUGAAGAAAAUUCACAAGUUUGAAUCCUUUCAUAUCGAUCUAUUCAGGUAUUGAGGUGAAGUUGGGCACAUUUUCUUGACUCUCGCAAUUUGUUUGUAGAAUGGCAUUGCUACAAGCUGUUAAUGUUAUCACCAGUUUAAAGAAAAACAAAAAAAGCAUAUCUGAAUCGCCUUUUUUCUGGAGCUGUCUUUUUGUGGGCUUACUGAUAUGUACCAAAUGAGCUUGUACAGUUGCAUGUUGUGAAGCUUGCUCUGACAGGAUAUUCAGUUUUUGUUUUUUUUCCGUGCACUUUGGCACUUAAACUCGACAAGCAGUACUUUUGUGUUUUCCUCUUUCAUCGGGAACAAGUGUUUGAUAUGACUCACUCAGUUCACACCUAAAAAUGGAAAUGUUGCAGAGGAGGGACCACCCAGUGGGCAUUUACGUUUACAUAUAGAUGGCGAAAAACAAACAUUCCGGUUUGAACUUCAAAUUGAGCUUAUGAUAAGGCGUGGUAGUUUAUUUCAAGCACAAAAAUGGACGAGUAUUAAAAAAAAGUGCAAAUUUCGUUAUCCAAGGGAAUCUGUAUACUGUUCAAAAUGUAUCCAAUAUUGAAUUAGUGUCUGAAUUGAAUUUGAUAAAACAUAUUUUGGUCCUUUUUUUGCAUUGCAUUGAAGUGUUCUGAUAAAGUACUGGCAGCCUUACUGUUAGUACGUGCCAUUUACUUUUUUCUUUUGUCUGGCGAUAAUUCACUGAAGAAUUGUAUUCUUCUGGGCUAACAAAUACAGUGACUAUGAGUUUAAAAAGUGCCCUUGCAUGAUCAGAUUUUGUUAGUUUGUCAAAGUUAAUGUUUACUCUGUCAGAUUUUUUAUCAGAAUUCUUCAAAAUUGUUGAGUAGGGAAGUCGAAGAGAGCCAUGGUAAUGUCUCUUUGUCACUAAGAAUUUGUACUUAAGUUUGUGUUGGAUGUGUUGUGUAUUGAGUGUAUUCUGUGCUGUCGUAAGUGGAGGUUUAUCAAAAGAUUGCUUUUUCUUCCUGUCUGUCUGAAGAAGGAAUAUGGUGAGGAUUGUCCUUUUUGACCCAGUUUUGACCCCAAAAGUAUUGACACAGACGUUUGUAAAGGGGGAAAAAUGUGAGUCUUUUCUAAGAGUGGUAGUGUGUAAACAAAGGACUGUGGUGAUUGCCCUAGAAAAAGUGCUGCGCUCUCGGAAAAUUGCAAAGUUUGUGACUUGGUAAUGUGUAAAAACAAAGGCAAAAAAAAA
Acanthaster planci (crown-of-thorns starfish) is the source of this 5422-nucleotide messenger RNA. RefSeq lists its product as uncharacterized. Gene Ontology annotation, cellular component: cytoplasm. Gene Ontology annotation, molecular function: protein binding. The record is from RefSeq and is a predicted model, not a curated record. Lineage: Eukaryota; Metazoa; Echinodermata; Asteroidea; Valvatida; Acanthasteridae.